UUCACCUCGCUUGUGAUUGGUCAACACAGGAUGACGGGGCGUGGCAAAGGCUAGCGUGAAUCUGAUUGGUUGCGUCGUGAGGCCACGCCCCCAGCGCGAGACUGUGUACCGCAGGAGAAAUGGAGACGAGGUUUGAUGAAUCUGUGAAUCUCGGCGCUGUUUAGGAUUCGGGGACGGUUUAAUUUUUUUUUUCCUCUUCCAGUCUCGUGUUGCUUGUAACGGCGACGGUUUUAGGCGAGUGACGCAAUCGAUUUGGCCCGCAAUCAUAGGAUCGCACGCGAGCUCGUUACCGCAAGCAUCGAUCAGGAUGGCCGGCGCGACGGCGAGCGGAGGCUGUCAGAAAAUCCGCGGCGUUCAGCUGCACGAGCUGCUCGAGUCCAAACACAACGUGCUGUUCGACUGCGACGGUGUGAUCUGGAACGGAGAGACGGCGGUGGCGGGAGCUCCCGAGGUGGUGCGCGCGCUCAAGCAGCGCGGGAAGCGAGUGUUCUUCGUCACCAAUAACUGCACCAGGCCGAGGCAGAGCUACGUGCAGAAGUUCGCGCGGCUCGGGUUCGCCGAUGUGGACGAGCAGGAGAUCUUUAGCUCGGCGUACUGCUCGGCCGCGUACCUGCGCGACGUGGCCACCUUCAGCGGCAAGGUGUUUGCCAUCGGCUGCCCCGGAGUGCACGCCGAGCUGCGGGAUGCCGGGAUCUCCGUGGUCGAGGAGGAAGAGGAUGGACCGGACGUCAACAUUUCCAACUGCGCACUGGACCCGGACGUGCGCGCCGUCCUCGUGGGCUACGACGAGAAAUUCAGCUUCAUGAAGUUGGCCAAAGCCUGCUGCUACUUGCGGGACUCCGAGUGUUUGUUUUUGGCCACUGAUCCUGACCCUUGGCAUCCUCUGCGAGGAGGAAGAAUCACACCAGGUUCUGGGAGUCUCACUGCAGCUCUGGAAACAGCCAGCAGCAGGAAGGCCACGGUGAUCGGCAAACCGAGUCGUUUCAUGUUCGAGUGCAUCGCCAGCCAGUUCGAUUUAGACCCGGAGAGCUCUUUGAUGGUGGGCGACCGCUUAGAGACUGAUAUCGUCUUUGGCGUUAACUGUGGCCUUUCUACAGUGCUCACGCUAACGGGCGUCUCGACCUUCGAGCAAGCACAGGUAUACAAGGACAGUGACGAGCCGAAGAAGAAGGACUUUGUGCCUGAUUAUGUGGUGGAGAGCAUCGCAGAUUUCUUGGAGGCUUUGGAGGAGUAGGAAAGAAAGGACAGGGCAGUUAUGAACUCCGUAAUAAACCCCAGAGCGCACAGCUUUUGCCUGGUACCCAAAACAGUCAUUACUGUAUGUCCAAUGCUGUUGUUCAUGGUGUACAACUAUACGUACGUGUCAUCAUAGUUGUCAGUUUAUCAUCACUAGAUGACAUGGACGUACCGUGUGUUUAAAGUAUUUGAAUGAAUAAUGAGCACAUUUUGAAAGGAGUAGCUUAGCCAAACAAAAAGGUGCAGUUUUUUUCCUUACCCCAGAUGUUGUCGAUCAUGUUUAAUGUACGGAGUUUGCUUCUUUAUUUAAAGGAAAAUGUAACUAACAAGGAAGAGAAGCUUAGCCAGAUUUUAGCCAGAUUUUUCCACCUGCUUAUAUCACUAUUAUAGAUAUUUUCAAUGCUAUGCAUAUUUGAGUAAAGGAAGUGGUUUUGCAGAAAUGAGGGAUGUCAGAUUGGUAGUUCCAAAUCAAUCACGGUUGAAACCUCACACAGCUUCACAAAAUCCAGUUAAUUACAUCCGAAUGAAAUUAUAUCAAGUUAUAUAUCAAUAUAAAAACCACAAGGUUGUUCCAGACCUCCCAUCCCCUGAAGAUUAAGAAUGAGAAUAAUCAAACCAAGACCAGAACCUGUAACUUUAAGUCUUUGGAUCAUUGAUAAAACGAGUCCUUUUACAAAUCGCUCGUCCUUUUAGAAACUGGAAUGUUUUCAGACGGCUGAUUUUUUUUUUUUUUUUUGGAAACAAACAGCAUUUUUAAUCACUUUCUAAGGUGUUAGAUUUAACACUUUGUUGUAAACCGAUUUAAUCUUUUUCUCGGUCAAAAUUUUCAGCUUUUUGUCUCUAUCGCCUGGCGGGAAAAAAAGAUACCUAAGAGAUACAGUUAACCGAUGUUAACUAAAUACUUGUCUAAUGUAAGCUGAGUCAAACAUACUUUGAUAGAUUUUAUUUCACAUUAACAAACUGAAAACAUUUGAUGGAAAGCUAGGGUGCAAGCGCCUCAAGCAGGAAAAAGGAGUCGAGACAAAAGCCAGAAGAUUCCUAAUGUGAGAUUGUUGGAAGGGGGCGGGCCUUCCAGUGAGUGACAGUUAAUAUUGGAGAGUUCAACACACCUCUUGUCUGUCAUUCCAGAUUCAUAUGCUGAUCUUCUGUUUUUAUUGGGCAGGAAAAAGAGGGAAAAGACAUAGAAGGUUGGUGGAUCUGUAAUGCGUUUCUGGAACAAGGAGAAUAAGAAUGCUUCAGAAUGUGAGACAUGACAAUCUGGCAACCUUUGUUAGAUAUGCACACUUUUAAUUAUAAUGCAGCGGAGUGAAGGGGUGAAUGUUGCACUGCAAAGAAAACGCUACGGUGUCUAUGGAAAGAUUGUGUUGAAAGAUAUUGAGAGUAAAUUUCGGAAUAUAACUACUGUAUUGCACUUUCGUUAGUAGGCUUUUACGUUAGUAGGAAACCAACUACCUCGUAUGCCUUUUCCUGCUGUGUGUUUUCACCAUGCAAAUCAUCCAUCAUUGCUUAUUUAGCAUUGUCCAACUUCUUGGAAUAUUGAGCCAAACGACGGCUCCGUAAUGAUGCGUGUGUUUACAGAUUCAUAAAAUAAUCAGAAGUCCAUAUUUUAAAAAAUGAAAUAUACAAAUCAACUGGGAACGUACCUGAGCCAGACUCAGUGAUCAGAAAGAAGGUGAUUCUGCUACUGUUUUUUCUACAUGAUAUCCUUUUGUAGGAAUUUCUUCUAGACCUGCAGGUUGAUCGGCUUCAUCUGGGUAUGUGGAAAAGUUUUAGUUUCAUCUAAACUAUUCCUUUCAGUGUUUGGGCCCAUUCUGCAGGUGGUCAUGCAAAAGCACAUCAUCCCAGCUGUAAUUAUUAGAAAGCAUGGCAAACGUAAUCCCGUUAAUGAAGAAACUCUUUGGGGCGAUAAAGAAACGGCAUGCCAUACACGCCCGAAGAAAACGAAAUAUAUCCUUGUUAAUAACUUAUUAGUUGUGUACAUUAUAACUGGAAUUUCCCUGUGAAGCCUCCUGCCCAGUAGCAGAUGCUCUUAUGAAAAUUUAAUUUAAUUGUAUAAUAAAAACUACUGAAAUGUAACUUGUGGAGAAUGUACUGUAGUGAGACUGUGGGUUUUUUUUAAAUUUUUUUAUUUUUUUUUGCACCGUGAAAUUCUCCAUUCUGAUUGGUCAGACGGUGUCGAUCAAUUUUCUAUAACGGCGGCUCUGAAAGUAGUCCCGGAUGCAAAGUUUAUAUUAAUGCGUUAUUGUUUCUAUAGCAACAACAUAGCCAGUGAUUUGUAUGUUGGAUGUGCCAAAUAAUGACGUGUAAUUGUUGAUACGGUGAACUUUUCUGUAAGCAGAUGCUUGAUUGAGCAUUUUUGGAAGGAGUCUCCAGUGUCAGUGCUUUGUAAUGGUCAGAAGUAAAGCUGUAACUUAAAGUUUUCUGACAUGGAAAAGGACAUUGCGGUUUGUAGUUUGGCGUUAACAUGACAACCUGCAUUGUUUUUUUGUUUUUUUUCUCUCUCUUCCUAACUUUACGAGAGAAGAAAAGAGAUGCUGGGGGCAGAACGACUGUUUAUAGCUGCUAUAGCGUAAGUAAUGACAGGAGCUAAUUUAUUUCUAAGUAUGAUGUUCACUUAAUACAUAAAAAUUGUAUGAUUUGUAUGGCAAAUUGCUGUGGUAAAAGAGGAAUAAAACACAUCAGGACGUCCUGUUAUUGGAAAUUAACAUAGUCACUUCAUCCUGUGGUGUUUUAUUCCUUACAUAAUGUAGAAAUAUAUCGUGCGGCAUCUCUCUAGCUUUAGAUGUCCACGUAAAAUAGAAUUAUUCUCAUUCUUAGAUAUUUUGUCAUACAAAAUUACUUCAUUGACAAUCAGUUUAAGUUCUAACUUGACUGCUUAAGUUGCAUCCCAGGUUGUAUCUAGCGCUCAGUACAUGUUCUGUUGUCUGUGUGGGUUCUGCAAUGGUAGCGGCCGUGUACUCAUGAUAUAUUGCACCAGUUUAACGAUCAUGCAGUCAGUGCAGUCUGUAACAUGUAGCUGGAGUCGACAUUCUGUCAGUGUUGAUUUCUAUUGUAUUCUCUUUUCUAGUGUGGUGCAGUAUGUGUCGUCCCAGACAGUGUGUUCUCUAAAAUUAAUUCUAGUAAGAACUUUCUAAAGCUGCCGUUCAGGAUUUACCAAGGAUUAAUGUACGUAAAGUGUUAGGAUCACUUUUUUUUUUCCUUUUUUUAAUAUCAACCUAGAUAUUAGCCUGGAUUUCUAAAGAUUAGUGACAGUUUUUGGAAUCGGAAUCAUACCUUUUCAUGAAAAGUGACCUUCUUCCACAAAAAUAGUGUCGUAUUUAAGUUUUUAAUUAAAAACAUUCUAGGCCGAUUAUUUUAUCCAGUCUGAUGAAGUGUUUUAUUUUUUCCUGAGAACCUACUGAACGUUUAGAUUUUUGCGUCAGUGAUGAGUGGAUAGAGUGGUAAUGCGAGCAGAACUGAAACUCAAAUACCUGUAUUACUGUUAUUAGAAUAAUCAGUGUUCAGUUUUACACUGGACUUGUGUGACUAAUCUAGAGCUUGUGUCAAUGUGUCCGUAUGUCUUUAGCUAGACUGGACAUUCUGUACCUGAUGGAAUAUCAUUUUUAAAAAAAAAAAUGAAGUAGUGAAUUUAUUUAAUGCUAAACUCCGCUGUGACAAUAACGUAUACAUGCUGUGACCUGGUUUGGCAUUUCCGGUAGUAAAUUUCUGUGGUGUAAAAUUUGCCUUUUUAAUAAAACAUUUCCCUCACAUUGAAA
Pangasianodon hypophthalmus (striped catfish) is the source of this 4991-nucleotide messenger RNA. RefSeq names its product pyridoxal (pyridoxine, vitamin B6) phosphatase (gene pdxp). Gene Ontology annotation, cellular component: cytoplasm. Gene Ontology annotation, molecular function: phosphatase activity. The record is from RefSeq and is a predicted model, not a curated record. The coding region runs from base 308 to 1234 and encodes 308 amino acids. NCBI's taxonomy places the organism in Eukaryota, Metazoa, Chordata, Actinopteri, Siluriformes, Pangasiidae. The transcript is spliced from 2 exons.